ACACGGUGUGAGAGCAGCGCAGCGGCUUCUACAUCCUCCCCGGGAUGUUGCCAUUACACCGCUGUAAUGUUGCACACAUGGCUCCCUCUCUUCCUCUCUCCCUCCUUACAUCCGCUACCAGCCGCUCUGCUGCAGACACUUCGGCCACUCGGACACAGUUUGAAAACAGUGUGGCGAGGCAGGAGAGGUUUCAGGUCACUUUACAGAAGUGUGGAGGGCUCAGCCAGGCUCGGAACGUGCGUCUGAUAUCUCAACUUUUCAAUGGGGAGCAUGUGCAGUCGUCCUGUUACUCGUCUUUUCCCACCCCGUGGACAUCGAGUUUGACAGCGUUUAGUUAAACGCAAAUAGUUUGUACAUGUAUACAUGAUCCACCUGGACGUUUUACUGCUGCUAAAAAGGAUGAUGAUGACGGUGAUGGGCGGAGGCCACGGCCGAAGGUGCAGCCCUCGCUAGAAUACGUUCUCCUCCAACUUCACCCUUCCACCAUCAUCCAUUUCUGCCACCACCCCCACCCUCCCCGGUGCCAUGGCUAACCACCUGGAGCUGAUCCAGGAGCUGCAGCAGCUGGACAAAGUGCCCAGCCUGGAGAGGCUGCGGGCGGCCCAGAAGCGGCGCACUCAGCAGCUGAAAAGAUGGGCUGUGUACGAGAAGGAGAUGCAAAACAAGAAGCGAAAGGCUGAUAAGAAGGGACGCAACGCCAACAACCUCCAGCCAGAGUCCAGGAGGCAUGUGUCGUUUGCUGCCAGCGUGGCACUUCUGGAGGCGUCGGCCAGGAAUGAUCCAGAUGAAGUACGCUACCUGCUGAAGAAUAAUGUGAGCCCAGACCUCUGCAACGAGGACGGUCUCACCGCCCUGCAUCAGUGUUGUAUCGACAACUACGAGGAGAUGGUGAAGAUCCUGCUGGACCGAGGAGCCAGCGUCAACGCUCAGGACAACGAACUGUGGACGCCACUGCACGCCGCGGCCACAUGUGGCCACGCAGGACUGGUCAAGAUCCUCAUUGCACACGGUGCGGAUCUGCUGGCGGUCAACUCCGACGGGAACAUGCCCUACGACCUGUGUGAAGACGACCCAACACUGGACAUCAUCGAGACAGCUAUGGCCAACAGAGGCAUCACCCAGGAGAUGAUCAACGAGACACGAGCGUCGACAGAGAGGAGGAUGCUGGGAGACAUUCAGGAGCUGCUGAGACAGGGAGAGGAGGUCAACCAGCAGGACUCGCAGGGAGCCACACUGCUCCACAUCGCGGCUGCGAAUGGCUACGUGCAGGCUGCAGAGCUGCUGCUGGAGGGGGGAGCUCGCAUGGACCUGAGAGAUUCAGAUGGAUGGCAGCCUCUUCAUGCUGCAGCGUGCUGGGGUCAGAUGCAUGUGGCGGAGCUGUUGGUGUCUCAUGGAGCCAGUCUCAAUGCCAAGACCUUCUUAGAGGAGACCCCCAUCGAUCUGUGUGAGGACGAGGAGUUCAGAGCCAUCCUGCUGGACCUGAAACACAAACACGACAGUAUCAUGAAGUCACAGCUCAAACACAAGACCUCACUGUGUCGGCGAACGUCCAGCGCAGGCAGUCGUGGAAAAGUGGUGCGGCGGGCGAGCCUGUCGGACAGACACAACCUGUGCCGCAAGGAGUACGAGACGGAGGCCAUCGUGUGGAGGGGAGGCAGGGAGGAGGAGGAGGAAAAAGAGAAAGAGUCUGAUCAGGAGAACAUCCAGGUGGUCCAUGUCAAGCCAGUCGUGGCCGUGGAGCUGCCAGACAAGCCCAAGCUGCCCACCAUCCUCAAAGAUGGCAACGGCAAACAGAACGGCCUCAUCUCCACGACCAUCUCCACGUCCGUCUCCACGUCCGUGCCGCCACAGCAGCCAUACAAUGGCAACGCGCCGUCCUCUGAUAAGGGCGGGGUCAUCACCGCUCAGCCGGCGCAAGAGGAAGCCUGGCCGAGAGAGCGCGCUCAGACUCUGUCGGAGCUCAAGAAGCAGAGGGCCGCCGCCAAAUUGUUGAAUCACCCCUUGUUCAACGGUCACCUAGGUAACGGCUCCACAGACUCCUUCACUGAUGCCAAAAACAACUCCGAGGACCCCCGCAUGCCGCUGGUCUCCUCCAACGGAAGUGCGGUUUACUACACGCCGGCCAGCGGCGACCCGCCCCUCCUCAGACUGAAACAGCCAAUGGAGGAAGAGCAGCCGAAGACGAGGACCUGCUGCUGCGUGUCGUAGCGUCCCGGCUAUUGGACUGUAGACGGAACAGGAAGUGUUUGCACAGAGAGGAAGGAAGCGAGGAAACGUGCUAGAAGAGGAAAGGAAGGAAAGAAGAAGUGCUCCUGUAUUUUGACGUCCUCCUCGGCCCCUUCAAACCAGAGAAGACGGUGGAGAACCUUAUCCCCGGUCAUGUGACUCCUGCUCCAGGUCGAGGCACCUUCCCCCCACAAAAUGCAGAACAGAGGAUAGGAACUGAGUAGAGCCACUUUGAUUCACUUGGAUUAAAAUUCCUUCUCAUACAUGGAGUCUCUCUACAAGACAGGCCAAACGGAUACAAAGAGUGCACAAAGUUGUCCGCUGUGCACCUUCAACGGUCAAGGUGUGGACAUGUUUUUUAAGCUUUGAAUCAAGAAUGAAUCAAGAAAGUAGAGAAGAUCUCAAGGUACAAGGUGCACGUUCUGCCCUCAGAGAUGAAGAUGGAAAAGAGGUUGUUUUUUUUUUUGUACCUUACAUAUGGAUGGUUAUCACGUGAUCAAACAGCAUUUCUGCAGGACCAACACACACCGUUGUCAAACCACAUUGUUCUGCUCUUUUUUGUCAUAUUCUGAGCAGUCCGGGUGGGUCGUGUCACAUCCUCAACAUAUCAGAAACAGCGAAUUCGUAGCAAAAAAGAGAUCUGUGACGUCUCUUUUCGAGUGUCUGUCGUGUUAAAAAAAAAAAAAUGCUGCCUGCAUAAGUAAAGGGAAGGAAUGCCAUAAAACAGUGUUAAAAUAUUCAGGAAGUGUACUUCAAACAGGAAAGAGUACAGUGGUGCACUAGUGUUGGAGACUGUCACAAUAUCCUGUCAGCUUAUACUUCACCUCACCGUCCUCUCACAUCCGACAUGAACUGACAAGAUCGCGCUCUGUUUUAUGCACAAUCCACUUUGUGCUCUGUCGUUUAGAUAAUUUAAGCAAACAUGGUUGACAAUUACUGUACAUUUCUUUAUUUAUGAAAUUAAUGUUAUGUGUGGAAAAAAAAAACUAAAAAAGAAAAAAAAAUCCAAAAAGAAGUUAUGGUUCCUAAAGGUGAGUGUAUUUAUUAUUUGGAUGGUGUGUGGAGAGUGUGAAUGCAAUAUGAGAAAAGCACCUUCUGACAUGGAAAAAAAAAUCAAACGUUAGACUGAUGAAGUGAAGUGAGGGUUACUGUCCGCUAUGUGUUAUUAAAAUCAAACAAACAAGCCAUCCUGCCGGGAUGGAUUUCAUAUCAGUGUCACUACAAAUAACAGUGUUAUUUGUUUAUGUUUUGUUGUUCUUUUUUUUUUUUUUUUUUCUGGUGGCCAUCGUGUGGCUUUAUUCCCUCCUCAGUCACUGUAUCUGUUAACAGAACUUAUAAAUGUAAUGUGAUGAAUUACUGUAAGUAUAGUAUGAGUUUUCUGAAGAUACACAAACUCCAUUCUUGCCUCUGGUUUUAUUAUUUUUUUUGUACCAUUACCCCACACAUGGAUUUGAUAUUAUGUCAGCCGAGCUUUAAAUGUUCUUCAACAACCGGUAUUAGAAGUAGAUUCUCUGAUUGAUGAAAAAAAAAAAUAGUAUGACAUUUCGGGAAAUAUGCUAAUUCACUUUCUUGUUGAGAGUUACAUGAAAAGAUUGAUGGCACUGUCAUGUUUUUUUGCUUAAAGGGACAGUUCACUCCAAAAUAAAAACUACAGAAGUUUCCUCUCAGCUGUAGAGCUACUUAUCCAUCUAGAUUGGAUUGCCUUGUCUCUGCUAUGAAGGAACUAGAUGGCGCUUGACUUGUGGUGCUUCCUUCUUCACAGUGAUGCGGUUUGAGUUUAGUGUGGUGCGAAGAAAGUGGUUCCUACAUAAACCUGGGGCUGUCACAAUAUCAGAUUUUCACUACCAGUUAUUGUGACUUAAAUUCACAAAAACAACAUUAUCACAAUAUCUACAGAAAAUGACUUUGAACUGUUUUUGGUACAAAUAAAUAACUCAUAAUAUGAGUGUAGGGAGGUGGAGAGACAGUUUGUGACAAUAACUGUCCAAAUGUUUACAAAAAGAAAAACUACACUGAAUGAAUUUCUCCAUAUCAUGGCAGUUUGAGAGCUGAGGGUCAUCUACUGCAGGUAAAUACACUGACUAGGAUAAGUACCUCAUAUAACGCCGCAUCAAAAGACCCCUGCUAUCACCGUAAGGUGACUAACCACCAUCAUCCGUGACAAAGCAAGAAAAAGAAGAAAUGGAAAUUGUUUAAGGCAAUUUGCAAAAAUAUACUAUUGGUUGUGUUAUUAGCACAGUUUCUCGGCAUCUCACAUUAAAACAAUCUAGGAGGUCACAUAGCUGCUGGAGGAAAAAUAUGAAAGUAGGAUUUUUGGGUGGACUGUCUCAUUAAUGUAUAGCUAGUGCCAGUGGCUGGUUUCUAAGCUCAGCAUAAAGACUUAGCAUAGCCUGGCUCUGUCCAAAAGCUUACAAAAACAGUAUCACAACAUUUGUUUAGACAGAUUAAACAAACAAUGUGUUUAUGGACCUUAGACCUUACUGACUUUAUUCGUACAUGGCCGUCCUUAAAGUCAUGAAUCACUCUGUAUAUUGGAGUGUCAGAUUCCAUGACAACGUCAGCUUUAGAAAUGAUUUUGGGUUGCCCAUUUCCAUUUUUUGUGCUGAGCUAACUAGCUGCUAGCUCCAGCGCUAUACGCGAGUGAUAUCAGACUCCUCAUUAAACUCUCAGUAAGAAAUCAAAUAUUUCCCAAGUUGUUGAGCUACUCCUUUUAUCUGAUAACCGGCCCUCUAAUCUCCUUGUGAGUGCCAAAGAGUCUUCUGUGAUUAAAAAGAACAACUUUUACACAAAUACACAAACUUUUUUUUUUUUUUUUGGGGGGGGGAGCUUCUUUGCCAUUUAAGAGAUUUCUUUGCUUUCUGAAGGCCAACUCUUUUAAACCAUGCGAUGGCCCACAAUGCCACUAUCACUUUAUCCCCUCAACAUCAACUGUACAGUGUCAAAUAUUUGUACAGAUGCAUUUGUAAAUAUGUUUGUAUCAGUAUCCUCUUCUCUGUUCCCAUGAACUGCAUUUACAUGUCCGUGUUGUUACCGCUGAACAUACAAUAUAGGAAGAUACAACUACCCACAUGGAUUAACAGUGUUAGCAGACAUUUGGUUUUCGGGGGGAAACUGUGAGUCUACGUAGACACCCCCCGCCCUUUAUCUGUAAAGUGGAUUGCAUCCAGGUGUCAUUGUCAUAUUUAAUAUUUCCUCCCUGCUGUUGCGAUGCACAGUGUUUGCAGUUGUUUUAUUUUCUGUGCAAUUUUCUGCAAAGGUCCGUUUUUUUUGUUGUUUGUUUUUAUGUUGUGCUCUCAUAGGAGGAAGCUUGUUUUUCAACUCAAUUUGAGGAAGUAUGACUUCAGUCACAGUCAAAGAAAUUUCUAAUUUCCUGAUUCUUGGUUCCCUUGCCUGUGGCAGUGACAUCAUCUUGUUAUGAUUCAGCUGAAAUUCAUAGAAGUUACUCCAGUUCAUGUAUGUUUCAGCUGUUGCUGUGGAUUCCACUGAAAUUUCAGUUCUGCCUCCUUGAAGAUUAAAUUCAAUUGCGUUGAAUUUGUGACACUGAACUAGAACCUGGUUUUCAGUAUUAGCCAGAAAGAGAUGAUCAGCUGUUGCUCUCAUGGUAUAAUAUAUAGAUCAAAGCUUGUGUUUGUCUGCAAGCCUCAUUGUCUAUAAGGAUAAGAUCAUAAAGAUGAAAAACUACUGAUUUUGUAAUUACUGGAAUAUAUUGAUGGUUGCAUUAACAUAUUUUGAAUAAAUUGUAUAUUUUGAGAAUUUUA
Messenger RNA from Acanthopagrus latus (yellowfin seabream), 5984 nucleotides. It is a transcript of the gene ppp1r16b, whose product is annotated as protein phosphatase 1, regulatory subunit 16B. Gene Ontology annotation, biological process: establishment of endothelial barrier; regulation of sprouting angiogenesis. NCBI's taxonomy places the organism in Eukaryota, Metazoa, Chordata, Actinopteri, Spariformes, Sparidae. The transcript has 11 exons. The coding region runs from base 526 to 2208 and encodes 560 amino acids. Gene Ontology annotation, molecular function: protein phosphatase regulator activity; protein binding; enzyme inhibitor activity. Gene Ontology annotation, cellular component: cytoplasm. The record is from RefSeq and is a predicted model, not a curated record.